AUGGCUAAUGUUUACGCUGAUGGACCAAGCAGCUUUUACUACCACCGUGUCAACCGUCACUACGUUCCUUGUCUUGUUCCACAGUCAUCUCUUUCUUUCUCUGCCUCUGCGAGGUCAACUUCGUUCUUUGUCGUCCUCAGCUUUCCAUCAUGCUGGCAUUAUCCUUCGUUUUUGCUUUCUUACUCGCUUUCCAAGGCGGUAAGCUCUUAUCCCUGCUUUCAGUGGCACCUACUGAUACCUCUACCUCCAGUCCUCUCACACCAAUUCUACGACCUGGCAUCUCCGCAUAUCUACCUAUCCCCCCGUCAAUCGACCAAGAACCUCACUGACCUCCCGGAAUCCUCGAUCCCAUCGGCAUGUUCCGCGAACUGCAGUCAAGAUGUGAUCAAGUACCUUAGUAACUGUUCCACGACCGCGUGCAUGUGCAACAAUCAGACGGAUCAGUCGAUCACAUCCUGUGUGGACUGCGUCGUUGCCCAAGGGAAUAUUUCCAGCGCCGUUGGAAAGGCUGUCAUCGCUCGUGAGUUGUAUCACCGAACAAUCCAUCAUUGA
Guyanagaster necrorhizus is the source of this 552-nucleotide messenger RNA. RefSeq lists its product as uncharacterized. Bases 1 to 552 code for a protein of 183 amino acids. NCBI's taxonomy places the organism in Eukaryota, Fungi, Basidiomycota, Agaricomycetes, Agaricales, Physalacriaceae. The transcript is spliced from 2 exons. The record is from RefSeq and is a predicted model, not a curated record.